Molecule: messenger RNA, 4485 nt
Organism: Tetrahymena thermophila SB210
Lineage: Eukaryota; Ciliophora; Oligohymenophorea; Hymenostomatida; Tetrahymenidae
Product: carrier protein
Exons: 4
Cellular component (GO): membrane
Source: RefSeq, a predicted model, not a curated record
AUGGAAUAAUCAAACCAAGUUAACCUUAGGGCUGCUCCAGUUCUCAACAAAAAUAAGGAAACAUAUUUUAAAAAGCUAAUAAUUCAUACAAUAUUAGGAGGAUAUUUAAUAAACGAUGAGGAAAGCAAUAUUGAUUUGAGCUUUGGUUUUCACUUAUUUUAGUUACUCCUCUACUUUAUGUUUCCGAUUAUUGUCUUCAUCUGUGGUCUGAUGGCAAGCAGUAAUUCUGACUAUGUAGUUGGAGGCAUAAUUCCAGGAGUUAUUAAUUUAGUGAUUAACUUAAUUCUUUAAGUGAUAUCCAUAAUAUGGCAAAAAAAAAUAAAUGAAAAUCCACUUUUGGUCAGUGAAAGCGUUAAGCAUUAUUGUACAAUUGUUAAGCAUAAAUCACCCUUAAAUUUAAUUUACAGUGUAUUUAUUAUGGGUGUUUUAUCAUUCUUCGCUUCUAAUUUUAUUUCAAAGGCAGGAAUAGCAGUUUAAAUUCUCACUUUAAUCACUAGUUUAACGAGUUUUUAUUCCUUAGUUAGUGCGUCUCCCUCUGAAUUUUCAUAAAUUAGCAACAAUAAUAUCGAUUUAGGUAGGUAUUCAACGGCUCACAUGAGAUCUUAGUAUUUUCUUCUUCUCUUAAUAAUAAACUUCUGUCUAGAUACUAAAAGCAAUAAUAUUGUGUUUAGCAUACUUAUACCCUUACUUCCUCUACUAUGGGCAUUAGGCUGCUUAAGCAGUUUAUAUGUAAGUUUUAUUUAUGGAGUAGAAAAGCUGAAUCAAUACAUUCUUGGUAAUAGCGAAACAACUUCAAGUGAUUUAAGAUUAACAAUAAGUACUGCUAUUUAAUUAAUUGUAAUCUUAAUCAUAUCAGUUAUAGUUGCUAACUCAUACUCAAAAUAACAUCUACUCGACAGAGUAAAGCUAUCAACCUUGUUAUCAAGCAUUUUAGGUUUUAUCUUAAGUUGGAAUUAUCUUUUCAAACUAGGAAUAGCAAGUUCUACUAAAAGCAAAGAAAGCGCUUUGUACAUAUGGACAUUCAAGGUGAUUUUAUUAGCUUCAAGUAUUAUCUUCCCUUUAGUAUUUUCUUAAACUGAUGAUGGAAAAACUAUUUGUUUAAUAAGUUUGAUUGCAUUUGUAAUAAAUAUUAUUAGUUAAUACUCAUAGAAUGCAUACAUAUUUGAAAGAUUUACAGGAAUAACUGAUAAGUUUAAUAGAUUAUUAUGCUUGGUUCAGUAAAUUAUAUUUACAGCAGCAAUAAGUUAAGUUUCGCUAAGUGCUGCAUAAACAUUCUCUGAAUACGAUUUUACUUAAUUUGAUAAAAAUUAUAUUUUCAUUCAAGUAGUUCUAAUUUAUAGAUUAUUUCAUUAGAUUUAUACAAAUCCUCUAAUGACAGGAUUAAUGCUUAGCGAAAUUUAUAUUUACAGCGUUGCAAGAAAUGAAAAACCAUCUUUAAUUCUAAUUUACUCUCCUCUUUUGUACAUAGGAAACUAUGCUAUAAGCAACUUUUUAAAAAGAAUACUUAUCUGGCUUUAUUCAAUUAUUAAGAUGAACUCUUCCAAAAAAUAAAGAAUACAAAGACUAGGCCUUUUUAAUAUUUUAUCCUUUACAAUUUUCCUUCCAUUAAACUUAAUAAGUAUUUGCGUGACAAGCAUUUUAGAUAUUCCAUUUCUCCCUUUCUUGGGUUUGCCAUUAUAUUUUAUAGGUUUCCCUAGACCAAAAAGAUUUUGGCCUGAAGUGAAGCAAGUGAUUAAGAAUUCAGGAGAAAGUUUGUUGUAUUAAAAGUUCUUAAAGAAUUUUUAACCCUCUUUUAGUUAGAUUUUAAGAAAGAGAAACAUUCAAGUUGGUGAAUUUUUCUUGAUUAGAAUUGAAAAGUAUCUUGCUACAAUUUAAAUUUUAGAAAAUGGGUAAAACUAUGUAGUGGUCUAGCUUAGAGGAUUAGAGUCAUAAGAAAUGACAAGUUGUCAUAGCAUCGAAGCUAAUUAAAUAGAUAGAAUUAUAGAGGAAACUUAUGUUAAAAAAAUGUGUUUCUUUAAAGAUUAUUUAGGAUCAAUAAAGCCUGUUUAGCAAUUUAAAGUAAAAGCAUAUGAAGAAAAUUAGUUACAGUUCACAGGAAUUAUAACAGAUAGUGGAUUUGUUUAAGGAUUCAAAGAUAUAUUAUUAAAAAUGUUAGUUUAUUUUGCUAAUUAAGUAAUUUAUAUGCCUGAAGAUGAAGAAAUCAUAGAUAAAUUGCUUUAAAAUUAUGGCGAUUAUGUUCUUCACCAAAACUACCAUACAGAAAAAUUCCCAAAUUAAUUUAGCACAUUUAUUUAGUUUGAUCCUUUUUCUAAAAAAAGCAUGUACUCUGAAGCUAUUAAAAAAUUACAGUAAAUGAAAUUCAAAGAAACAGCACACUUUGAUAACCCAAAAUAAGCUAAUAACGGAAAAUCUGGAUUUAAUUUAGAUGAGGAUUUAGAUGGAUUUUUUAAGAGUAAAAAAGUUGUUGAUGUGAAACCAUAAGCAAACGAGAAUAAGCAAACUGCUAACAAAAAAAGCUAAGAGCCUGUUUUUAAUAUGCCAAACGAUGCAAAAAUUAAGCAAAAUAAUAAUAAUAAUUACAAUUAAAACAACGUCUUAAAUGAAGACACUUGGGGUAAAAAUAACGCAAAUAAAUUAGGAGUUCAAGUAAAUUAAAAUACAAAUUAAUAAAAUCCAAAAAAUAACAUAAAUAUUAAUAAUAAUCAGUAAAAACCAAAGAAUGAUUUGGAUGAUUUGUUAGACGAUUUAUCAGUCAAGUCAAAUAAGCAACAAAACUAUGAAAAAAAAGAAAUUAAGGCUCCUAUCAAUAACCCAUUUUAAAAUUAUGGAAAAAAUCAAGCAGUCAAUUACCAAGCUGAAAGUUAAGAAAAGAACAUUGAAAUGGAGAAUAAUCUUGCUUAGAGCAGACAUAUAAAAACUCCAAACGAUUAAUUCCAUCAAGGAUUUAACAAUAAAUAAAAUAGUGUAAAUAUAAGUGGAAAUAACAAUCUAAAUAACUCGUCAAAUAAAGAUUAUAAUUAGUAAGGAUCAUAAGCUCAUAGCUAGUUUGUUUCUAAUGCAAAUAGUGUAAUAGUUAACAACCCUCAGAUUUAACUAGCAGCUUUGAAUAAUGCUAGCAGAGUAACUUCAUAAAUUCAAAGUAAUGGAAGAGUUGCUUCAAUCAGCACUUAAAAUAAUAAUAAUUCUGAAUUUUUCUAAUAAAUCUAAGCACCUAUUCUCAAUUCUCAGCAGUUUAACAUUUAACCAAAAAGAGAAAAUAUAGCUACUCCUCCUCCUCAGUAACAAAACUAGUAACAACAAAAUAUUUAAAAGUAAAAAAUUAAUCCUAUCGAAGAAGAUGAUGAUGACAUAGAUAACUACCUUAAGAAAAUGAUAUCUGAAGAUGAUAAAAAAGUAAACACUUACAAAGAAUAAUAAAAUUAGAAUAUGUAAAAUGAUAAAUAUUACAACAACUAUGAUAAAAAUAACAACAAUAAUAAUUCACUUCUUCAUUAAUCGAUGCAAUAGGCUUCAGAUAGCAAGUUAAAGACUCAAUAAAAUCAUAAUGCCUAAAAUGUUUAAAGAUAGCUUAAUCUGUAAGGAGAUGAUAAAGACGAUAUAGAUAAUUUUUUGGCAGAUUUGCUUGAAGAUAAGCGUCCGAAAGCAUAAGCACCUCCAAUGAUGAUGCUCAAUUUAGAAGAUGAAUUAAAUGAUAGCUAAAAUAUAAACUAAAACUAACGCUUGAAUACAAAUUAAAAGAACAAUAUACCUGGAGGUAGUAAUUCUUCUUAGUCAAACACUAGAGUAAGUGGUGAGAGGUCGCCAAAAGAUAUUUCAAAUGGAAAUGUCUCUAAACAGAUGGAAAAGAUUUAAAAACUUGUUUAUCUAUUAUUUAGUUUAUUAACUAACGAUAGUAAUUUUGACAAAACUUAAAUUGAUUAAGAGCUGCUCUUUAAAAAUUUUAAAGACAGUCAUAACAUUCAACAAAUUAGAAUCUUCAAAAAUGCUCCUAAAAAUUUAGAUUUCACAAAAAUAUUUUUAAUCAUGAAUAAAUCAAUUCGUUAUGCUAUAAAAAUAGCCUAUGAUACAUUUGCCAUUAUGGGUUCGUUAGACGACAUACAAAAUCAAGAUUUACUAGAUUCAAUCAAAGAAAAUGAUACAGAUUGUUAAAUAGGAAUGGGAAGUGACCAUGAUUGGAGUGAAGCAAUUGAAAGAGAAGUGAAUUCAUUGUGGUCAUUACACUUUAAUCAUGCUGAAAGAGCAGUUAGCAUCUUCAGAAGCCACUUUAAAGAAAUCAAUUGCAAUUUAUUCACCCUAGAUGAAAACGUAGUGACAAGUAUUUGGUCUAAUCUAGUUUUCGAGCUUUAUUAUGCAACUAAUGAUGAUGAUGAAAGAUACUCAAUAUAGACUCAUGAACAAUUCUUUAGAAAUUUAAUUAUCCAAAAUUCUGAAGAACCUUUAGGAUAUGCACCAUUUUAUUCUGGCCCUACUUUAAUUAAAUAUUGA